This is a messenger RNA of Cloeon dipterum, 993 nucleotides long. Its product is annotated as poly [ADP-ribose] polymerase tankyrase-like. The record is from RefSeq and is a predicted model, not a curated record. Gene Ontology annotation, cellular component: nucleus. Gene Ontology annotation, molecular function: NAD+ poly-ADP-ribosyltransferase activity; NAD+-protein mono-ADP-ribosyltransferase activity. NCBI's taxonomy places the organism in Eukaryota, Metazoa, Arthropoda, Insecta, Ephemeroptera, Baetidae. Bases 33 to 806 code for a protein of 257 amino acids. The transcript has 3 exons.
CAACAAGGUCUGAAGACGACGUUGCAACAGCAAUGAUUUUUGCCAUUUUAGCCAGUUUAAUAGCGGUAUUUGCGGGCUGGUUUUGGCUUAGGAAGAAGAAAGAAAGUGUCGCAGGGAAAAAACCGCUAUUAGAAGUGUCUUCUCAUGGCUCAAGUGAUUACUUUUUCGUCAAGACAUUGAUGCGCAACACCAUUGUGCGGCAUGAAAAUAAUAUUCCACUCACGGACUACGAAAUAUACAGGAUUUACAAAAUCAACAACCCAGAACUGACAAAAAUAGUGGAAAAAAAGAAAUCCGACUUAAACUGGAGCACUUGGUGGAGAACCGACGAGCGAAUUCUCUUUCACGGCUCUCCACACGCAAAGGAAAUCGCAGAAAAGGGCUUUAAUGUGGGCGUUUGCAGCCCCCACAGCAUGUUCGGGAAAGGAAUCUACUUGACGAGUUUGUCUUCCAAAGCCAAUCAGUACGCUUGGGGAAACAACAGAGGUUGCCCCACGCACAAGAACAGGGCUUGCUGUUUGUGCACUCGCACGAUGCUCAUCUGCAGGUGCGUCAUGGGAAAGGAGCUGAGGACUGUAGCUCCGACGAGUAUGGUGCCGCCUGGAUACCAUAGUGUCGUGGCGGUACCCACGUGCGCGGACGACACUUACUUGAAGUUUCCGGAGUUUGUUUUCCUUGACGGCAGUCAGGUGGAGCCAAUGUUUUGCAUCGAGUACAAGAUACUUUACAUGAAGCAAGAUGAAAAUCCUGUUGAUGAUACAAUCAGAAGUACCAAAGCUAAAGAAAGUAAAUGUUCAAUAAUGUAGUGUGAAAAAUUACAGCGCUGUGUAGCGCACGUUAUUUAUUACAAAACAUUAAAAACCAAACAGGAAAAUGUAAAGUUGAGAUGUAAGGCUUGUAUAUUAAUUGAUAUAUAAUAUAUCCACGGUGUCUGGAAAUCUCCUAUUUUGUAAAAUACGAUUUACAACAUUUGUUACGAAAUUUUCUACGAAA